CUUUUUCUGACUCUCUCUUUCUCUCUAUAUAUCUGUAUAUUGCGCAGUGUUUUCUUCCAAAGUACUAUUAUUUAUCGCUACCAGGUACCUACUAGCUAAAACUGCUGUCUCUAAUUAACUGAACUUGGUUCUGUUCAUGAUUGAAUCCAUUAUGCCUUCCCUCUCCGAAGCCUACAGAGCCCACCCAGUUUACCUUCACCAUAAGAACCCUGACUUUCACUCCCUUCGAGAACUUCCUGAUUCCUACGCAUGGACUCAUCUCGACGAUAACCGCACCGCCGCUGUCGACGCCGACGGCGGUGGCCGCGGCGUCCCUCCCGUGAUCGAUCUCGACGACCCCAAUGCUCCCACGCUCAUAGGCCAUGCAUGCAGGAGUUGGGGUGUGUUCCAGGUGGUCAAUCACGGCGUGCCCAGCAGACUUCUUCAGGACAUUGAGUCCACCGGCAAGUCCCUCUUCUCCCUCCCCCCUCACCAGAAGCUCAAGGCGGCUCGAUCCCCCGACGGCGUCUCCGGCUACGGCCUCGCUCGCAUCUCCUCCUUCUUCCCCAAGCUCAUGUGGUCCGAAGGAUUCACCAUUCUUGGUUCUCCUCUCGACCAUUUCCGCCAGCUCUGGCCUCUUGAUUAUACCAAAUACUGCAACGUUGUCGUGGAGUACGAAGAAGCCAUGGAAAAGCUUGCGGGAAAGCUAACGUGGCUCGUCUUAGCUUCCUUGGGCAUAUCAAACCAAGACAUCCAAUGGGCUGGCUCCAAAGAUGAAGAAUUGAAAGGUGCUUGCGCGGCUCUUCAGUUUAACUCUUACCCGACUUGCCCCGACCCGGACCGAGCCAUGGGUCUCGCCGCCCACACCGACUCCACUAUCCUCACCAUCCUAUACCAAAACGCCAUCAGCGGCUUGCAGGUGUUUAAGGAAGGGACCGGGUGGGUCACGGUGCCGCCGAUCCCGGGCGGGCUGGUGAUCAACGUGGGUGACCUGCUCCACAUUUUGUCGAACGGGUUGUACCCGAGCGUGUUGCACAGGGUGCUGGUGAACCGGACCCGGCAGAGGCUAUCGGCGGCGUACCUGCAUGGGCCCCCAGCGAGUGUGAAGAUAUCGCCACAUCCGAAGGUGGUGGGGCCCAACAGGCCGCCACUGUACCGGCCGGUGACGUGGCAUGAAUACCUGGGCACAAAAGCCAAACAUUUCAACGAGGCGCUGUCCUUUGUUCGGCUGUGCGCACCCAAAAACGCCGUGUUUGGCGACGGAAACGACACCGACCACGGUCACAAAAACAAUAACAGCGUCCAAGUGGGCUAGAUAUAUAAGAGAACAAUAUAACAACAACAAUAGUAAUUACGUCGUAGAAUUUUGAAUCUUUUUUUCCCCGUCGACUUGACCCUCUAGGCCACUAUUUUGUUUCUAUAUAUGUGGUUAAAUCAUUUGUUUCCCCUUAUUAUAAUGAUGAUUUAAUUUUUAUU
This is a messenger RNA of Neltuma alba, 1455 nucleotides long. Its product is annotated as gibberellin 3-beta-dioxygenase 1-like. The record is from RefSeq and is a predicted model, not a curated record. The transcript has 2 exons. Bases 137 to 1294 code for a protein of 385 amino acids. NCBI's taxonomy places the organism in Eukaryota, Viridiplantae, Streptophyta, Magnoliopsida, Fabales, Fabaceae.